Molecule: messenger RNA, 1577 nt
Organism: Suillus bovinus
Lineage: Eukaryota; Fungi; Basidiomycota; Agaricomycetes; Boletales; Suillaceae
Exons: 13
Coding region: 1-1344 (447 amino acids)
Biological process (GO): calcium ion transmembrane transport; intracellular calcium ion homeostasis
Cellular component (GO): fungal-type vacuole membrane
Molecular function (GO): calcium:proton antiporter activity
Source: RefSeq, a predicted model, not a curated record
AUGACCCCUUCAGAAUCUGCACCAUUACUCGGAAACGGUGGCCACACAGGUCAUAGAAACCUCCCUUUUGCUCGUCGCGUUGUCAACUUCAUGAAAGGCGAGGGAGAGCCAUCAUGGGAAGAAUCGUUCAAGUUCUUUAUUUUUGGGUCAUGGCUCAAUAUCCUACUCAUAUUUGUACCUCUGAGCGUCAUCUCACACAACAUGGACUGGGACGGUGGCCUUGUAUUUUUGUUUAGCUUUAUGGCCAUCGUGCCCUUGUCUAGGCUAUUAGGCGAGGCGACAGAUCAGUUGUCGGUCGAGUUAGGAGAAAAUAUGUCGGGCCUCCUCAAUGCAUCCUUUGGGAAUGCGGUAGAAAUUAUCGUCGGCGUUGCUGCUUUACUCAAUGGUCAACUACGAAUUGUUCAGAUGUCUAUGAUUGGAUCGAUAUUGUCAAACAUGUUACUCGUCCUUGGUUGUUCGUUUCUUGCCGGUAAGGGACCUCUGGUUUUGGGCUCAUUCGUUAUAGGAUUUUUCAAUGGUACUGGAGCUCAGGCGUGCCUUAUGACUCUGUUGUGCAUCACGCUUGUUGUUCCUGCGGCCUAUGCAAGUACCACAAAAGCUGGAAUGGAGAAUUAUUGCAGUGAUCUUGAUGCAUGUCUCGCUGCGGGUCUUCUCUUCAUCUCCAGAGGAACUGCCAUGUUGCUCCUAGGGGUAUACUGUGCCUACCUCUGGUUUCAGUUAAAAUCUCAUCCCAAUCUCUUCAUCGCGCCUUCACCUAAGGAUGAACAAAACAGUGAUGUAACAGUGGCAUUGGCGGAAACGGACGAAACACGUCGCAUGGGAACGGCCGCUGCCGGUGUUGCACUUUUAUUGGUCACUGUCGUCAUCACAUUUUGUGCUGAGUAUUUGAUCACCUCCAUCGAAGAAACUAUGGCCCGAUAUUCCAUCUCAAAGGCCUUCAUUGGUGUUAUCUUGUUGCCGAUCGUGGGAAAUGCCGCAGACCAUCUCACUGCAGUCUGGAUGGCAACGAAGAGUAAAUGCGAGCUCACCAUCACCAUUUGCGUUGGAGUUCGAUUCGUUGACCAACCCCUGACGUUGCACUUCCACAACUUCGAGACAGUCAUGCUCUUUGUAUCUGUAUUCCUGGUCAAUCUAUUGCUCAUGUCAGUUUCCCCUUUACCACAUGACAGUUUCCCUUUCGUCGAGAUUUACCUCGCUUGUUUCAGGUAUGGAAAUGCCAAUUAUCUGGAAGGUCUCAUGCUCAUUACCCUCUACUUGGUCAUCGCACUUGCAUGUAAGUUGCCCAUUGAGACUUUUAAUCACAUUCUCAUCGCCACUAGUUUGGGUAGCCUGACAUACCAUUGAUUAUUGGCGGUACAUGUUUGCGACUGCUAGUAAGUCAAUUUCUGCGCCAUCUAUUUCCUCCUGCACUACCUAUUUAUUUCGGCGACACCUAUUUAUCUCUGCGGCACUAAACAUGUAUGUACAUAUACUCGAUUGCAUUACUUCGUCGAAGAGAAGUAGUAGUAUCAUACGUAGUUUCAUUAUUAUGCAAAUGUGAGGGGUGAUGUGUAAGAUAACCUGUCUUCCUGUUUUGG